Brassica napus (rape) is the source of this 837-nucleotide messenger RNA. Its product is annotated as FAS1 domain-containing protein SELMODRAFT_448915-like. The transcript has a single exon. Bases 166 to 837 code for a protein of 223 amino acids. NCBI's taxonomy places the organism in Eukaryota, Viridiplantae, Streptophyta, Magnoliopsida, Brassicales, Brassicaceae. The record is from RefSeq and is a predicted model, not a curated record.
CAAAAUCGUAAACCAAUCCGAACCGGAAAAAUCCGGUGUUUGGAAUGCUAAACUACCGGUUGACCAGUCACCUACAUAACCUAACCGGUACGACUCAUCCUCCCUCCCAAAUUUAACGGCUUCUAACGAACUUCAGAAGAUUCCAAGACUGAUUCGCGCUCUCCGAUGGCCACGUCAAUUCAUCUCCUUCUCUUCUUCCUCAUCACCACCGUAUCGUUUCUCACUUCCGCCGCUUAUCCUCCGUCACAGACACCGCAAGAUCACCUACACGCCGACAGAAUCAUCGAGGCGAUGAUCGGAGCAGGUGACUUCCGCGACUGGGCCUCCGAUUUCCUCUUCGCCGUCGAAGACCAAGUCGGCAUCCCUCUCUCCGCCACCAUUUUCAUCCCCACCGACUUCGACACCGCCGAUAUCUCUUCCUCCUCCACCAACGGUCGUCGUCUCUCCGUCGCUUAUCACAUCGUUCCUCAGCGUCUCUCCUUCACCGAUCUCAGUUUCUUGCAGCCUCUCUCUCGCCUCCCGACUCUCCUCCCCGGAAACUCGAUCGUCGUCACGAACAACUCCGUUUCCGGUUUCGCCGUCGACGGCGUUCUCGUCACCGAACCGGAUCUUUUCCUCUCCUCUCAGAUUGCUAUCCACGGUGUCGCUUCUUCUCUUGAUUGCUCCCUUUACGGCAGUUUUGGAUACCGUUUGGUCGAGGAGAUUGUUCGCCGUCAUAGUUGUCGUCAUCCUGAAAUCUACAGCAAUCGAACAACUGCUUCUUCUGUGUCCAUGUCCAUCGCACGCUUCUCAGCUACCUGCUCGUUCUUGCUUCCAUUGGCUCUACUGUUCUUCUGA